This is a messenger RNA of Sardina pilchardus (European sardine), 960 nucleotides long. Its product is annotated as ATPase inhibitor B, mitochondrial-like. Gene Ontology annotation, biological process: negative regulation of ATP-dependent activity. Gene Ontology annotation, cellular component: mitochondrion. The coding region runs from base 229 to 549 and encodes 106 amino acids. The transcript has 3 exons. NCBI's taxonomy places the organism in Eukaryota, Metazoa, Chordata, Actinopteri, Clupeiformes, Clupeidae. The record is from RefSeq and is a predicted model, not a curated record. Gene Ontology annotation, molecular function: ATPase inhibitor activity.
UAAUUGAUUGCUGGAUCGUUUGUCAAUGUUAGCCUAAAGUGUGCCUAUAGAAUAGCUUGGGCUGCAUAAUUAACCACGAUUGAAAUUAUAGGCUGGUAUCUUCUCAGGAAGCAUGUCGGUCAAGUUGGGUCUCCCCAUGGAGUUUGUGGUGGGGGCCAGGCACGUCUAUCUAUUUUAGCAAGGGCACGCACGCGAAUGUUGUUCUGAGUCUGACAGUGCAACCGUACGAUGGCGAGAUUCUUACAAACACACUUUAGAAAUGUGUUGGCCACGCAGUUAAGGUUGUCAUCCGAUAAGUCGGGUGAUUCUGGAAAAGGUGUAGGUAAAGGUGGCACGGGCGGAGGGUCUUCUCGAGAGGCAGGUGCUUUUGGGAAGAUGCGAGCAACGCAAGAGGAGAUGUACUUCAAGCGUAAAGAGAAGGAGCAGUUGGGAGCUCUGAAGGAGCACCACCAGGAAGAGAUAGCCCACCACAAGAAGGAGAUUGAGCGGCUGCAGCAAGAGAUCAGACGCCACGAAGGGAAAAUCAAAGAGCUUAGGCCUAAAGACUGAAUGUGGCUUCACAGAAGUGCUUUGUGCCUGUUUCAGAUUCGGUGAUCGUUUGUGUUGCACGAUCUUUGCUCUGAGUUCUUCUUCUCUGAUUGUAACUAUCUACUGUAACAGUAUGAGAUUAUCAAAUGGGUGUUUACCUAAAUGAAUGUCUGUAUAGGGACUACUUUUCUGUGAUUUAAUAAAAAUGAGAAAGAAUGGUAAGCUAUAUAUAAUUUUGUAAACUCAUCCUUGCCUAUAGUGGCAGAAACGACCAGAAUACAACAGGGCCAGUUCUAGCCUACUGGGCUGGUGGAAAUAUUGGGUGGGCAACAUAACAAAGUGGUGAGAUGGAAUCAAAAUGUUAUUUUUUUCCCCCUCAAUGCAUCCAACCAAGGCUACAGAGAAAUCCGUAAAAAUCUGCUGCUUACACAA